Messenger RNA from Zymoseptoria tritici IPO323, 1590 nucleotides. RefSeq lists its product as uncharacterized. Gene Ontology annotation, cellular component: nucleus. Gene Ontology annotation, molecular function: histone H3K56 acetyltransferase activity. The annotation marks the transcript as partial. Lineage: Eukaryota; Fungi; Ascomycota; Dothideomycetes; Mycosphaerellales; Mycosphaerellaceae. The record is from RefSeq and is a predicted model, not a curated record. The transcript has a single exon. Gene Ontology annotation, biological process: DNA damage response.
CUUCAAGAGACUCUCUCCGCCGUUCUGCCCGCCGGCUUCAACUGCACCAUCCGAUACGUCCAAUCUCCGGCCAAACCAUGCGAUCCGCUCUUCUCCGCUCCACCGGGACAACCCGCAGAAAGGACACGUCUAGCCAGCCACUUCCUCACUCUCAGCGUCGAACCGGCCUCACUUGGACAUGAGACGACUCAAGACUCGUCCGCCGGCGGCAACGAUGUCAUCAGCUUUGCCAUUGAAGUACUGCUCUACACCACCCGACGCCUGACCACCCUCUUCGUCAGCAAAGUCGACUCCACUUCUUACAUCCCUCGGCAAAGGCCGUCUCCCAUUCAAACAACAGUCACAACCUUCCUCCGCUGGCUAGCCGAUAACGAACGAAGACAACGCCCAACACGCAAAAUCGUCAUCUCCCUCUUCGCUCGCGCCCAAGCACAAUACCUCUUCCCCGGCUCCUCAGACAACAAAUCAAAACACGUCCUCGACGACCGUCAAUUAAUUAAAUGGUGGGCCCGCGUACUCGAUCCCAUCAUCCCAUCGCUACCUCCCACAUCCACCGACCCUUCCUACCAAGGCUACAUCACCGUUCCCGGCUAUGCAACCUCCGAACUCAAACGCUCCUUCAUGCCCGCCUCCUCCAUAAAAGAUCCCCCAAACUGGCUCCCCGGCCACCCUCUCACCUCCCUCGCCGCAACCCGCCACAUCCCUUCCGAUGCUCCACCCCGAUGUCUCCUCCCUCGCUUUCCGGACGAUCCCAAAGCCCGCUUCAUACAGGAUCUUGACGACGAGAUCGGAAUCUCCCAGGACUCGCAACCGACUUCAUCUUCUUCCAACCUGAGCAGUCCUUCUAAGAAAGGGGCUAGCAAUAAAAGUGGUGGGAAAUGGAAGUCCAUCCUCGACAUCGAGAGGUUCUGGGAAGCGAUGGAGUUCAGGCAGGAAUGUUCGUCCGGCAGGGUCGUUGGGUUUUUAUGGCUGGUGAUAUCACCGUCCUCUACUGCCACCAAGGAUAUCAUCGAGACACAAAGCCAAGACUCCGAGGUCCUCCCUUCAUCACCAACCCCUACACCCUCCUCCCCCCUACCUAGCAAUCUUCCCUCCCAGCCGGACCACCACUCCAACCGCCGCCGCAUCCCCCUCUCCGGCCCCAUCAUCCCCCGCCAACCCCGCCUCAAAUCUGGCUCAUCCUCGACCCUUUCCACCAUGACAUCCAACCCUCCCUCUCAUCCCGGAGGCGCCAUCCUCCUCUCCGAAGAAGUCUACGACAAAGCCAUGCAAACUCUCCUCGCGUCGGACUUUUCCACUCUAAGUCAUGCGGUGAGGAGUACGGAGAGGUGGAUAGGCGAAAUCAGAAGUGGGAUUGAAGGGUCGGCGGAUGUUGGGUUGAAGGUGGUCGGGACGAAGGAGGUCGCUGCACAGGCUGUGGGGAAGGAGACGGUGGAUGGGGUUAAUGAUCUUGGAGGUAUGAGUAUGAUUGUGAGGAGGAAGAGGAAGGGUGAUGGUGGAGAGGGUGGUGUGGAGACGAAGCUCGUAGAAGCGCCGCAGGAACCCAGCGAUAAGGUCAAUAUUCUCGCUGCAAGUAUGGUGAGGAAGAAA